AUGGCUGGAGAAGCCCCCCAGUUUGGCAGGCAGGAUCCAGGGAGCCUGGAAGCCUGUCAGCUGGGCAUGCAUCAUUGCUGGGACCCUCCUUCUACCCAGGGGCCUCCCAACACCUCCUGCAACGCCACUGAUGACCACAUGUGCGAGUGGAACCAAACCACACUGGGCAGCCCGCAGUUGCUGUCACUGUCGCUGGCAGUGUUGCUGAGCUCUGUGUCCCUGGUCACCGUGGGGCUGAACGUGCUGGUCUUGUACGCGGUGCACAGUGAGAGAAAGUUGCACACGGUGGGAAACCUGUACAUUGUCAGCCUGUCGGUUGCUGACCUCAUCGUGGGGGCUGUGGUCAUGCCCAUGAACAUCCUGUACCUGAUCAUGUGCCGCUGGUCCUUGGGCCGGCCCCUCUGCCUUUUCUGGCUCUCCAUGGACUAUGUGGCCAGCACGGCCUCCAUCUUCAGCGUCUUCAUCCUCUGCAUCGACCGUUACCGCUCGGUGCAGCACCCAUUGCGCUACCUCAAGUACCGCACCAAGACCCAGGCUUCAGUCACCAUCCUGGGGGCCUGGUUCCUCGCCUUCCUCUGGGUCAUCCCCAUCCUGGGCUGGCAAAGCUUCAAUGCCAGCAGCCCCACGGCCCGGGAGGGUAGAUGUGAAACGGACUUCUACGAUGUCACUUGGUUCAAGGUCAUGACAGCCAUCAUCAACUUUUACCUGCCCACUGUCCUCAUGCUCUGGUUCUAUGCCAGGAUCUAUAAGGCCGUGAGGCAACAUUACCAACACCGGGAUCUUGCCAACGGCUCCCUGCCUUUCUUCACAGAGAGGGCACUGAGGCUCCCAGGUUCCAGACCAACCAGAGGCGUCCCAUGGGGCUUCCUGAAAAGGAAAUCAGGAGAUAUCACCCAUGAUGAACCCGGCCUGAAGUCCACCCUGUCUGGAGAGGCAGAAGAAAUGAAGACGCCCACUGUGUACAUCCAGGAUGAAGACACCGAAGGUGACCCCCAUCUUUGCCUCCCUCUCAGCCUGGUGCCUCCAACACAGCCUGCGGCUGAGAGGACCCUCCAGAGCAACCAAGAUGUUACCCCGAGCCAGAGCCAGCAGCUAGAGACUGAGGAGCAGGGGUUCGAGGUGCUAGAGGACAACCAGUCAUUUUCCAGAACUGACUCAGACACCAUCACAGAGUCAGGCCCAGAGAAGCACAAAGCCAGAAGUCGCUCAAGUGUGAGCCUGGAUUACAUCAAAUUUACCUGGAAGCGACUUCGCUCCCACUCACGCCAAUACAUGUCAGGCCUACACUUGAGCCGAGAGCGCAAGGCUGCCAAACAGCUGGGCUUCAUCAUGGCGGCCUUCAUCCUCUGCUGGAUUCCCUACUUCAUCUUCUUCAUGGUCAUUGCCUUCUGCAAGAACUGUUGCAACCACUACGUGCACAUGGUGACCAUCUGGCUCGGCUACAUCAACUCCACACUCAACCCUCUCAUCUAUCCCUUGUGCAAUGAGAAUUUCAAGAAGACCUUCAAGAGGAUCCUGCGCAUUCCCCCCUAAAGGGGCAUCACCUCACCCAACAGGCCCGGGGCCACACUUAUGAUGCCCACGGGGAAGGCACAGGAGGAGGAAAGCUCCUGGGGGUUUCCCAGGCACCCUAGCUUUCUGAUGGUGUUAAGGUAGAUGGUCUUGAGAGUGAGGAGUCUGGAAAGUUCUUGGAAGGGCUUGACAGUGUUCAGGGGCAAGCACAGUGCUUGCAAGAGAGCUGGCUUUGGAAUCUUUCUUCAGCUGCUCAGGAGAGGUGGAGACUCACUCCCACAAUUUUUGGGGUUCCAGCUUCACACUUGCCUGGUUGGCAACUGAAGGAACACAAAGGA
Molecule: messenger RNA, 1850 nt
Organism: Suncus etruscus (white-toothed pygmy shrew)
Lineage: Eukaryota; Metazoa; Chordata; Mammalia; Eulipotyphla; Soricidae
Gene: HRH1
Product: histamine receptor H1
Exons: 2
Coding region: 1-1533 (510 amino acids)
Biological process (GO): regulation of vascular permeability; G protein-coupled receptor signaling pathway, coupled to cyclic nucleotide second messenger; positive regulation of vasoconstriction
Cellular component (GO): membrane; dendrite
Molecular function (GO): neurotransmitter receptor activity; histamine receptor activity; G protein-coupled serotonin receptor activity
Source: RefSeq, a predicted model, not a curated record